Molecule: messenger RNA, 4753 nt
Organism: Elaeis guineensis (African oil palm)
Lineage: Eukaryota; Viridiplantae; Streptophyta; Magnoliopsida; Arecales; Arecaceae
Product: probable histidine kinase 5
Biological process (GO): phosphorelay signal transduction system; phosphorylation
Cellular component (GO): nucleus
Molecular function (GO): phosphorelay sensor kinase activity
Source: RefSeq, a predicted model, not a curated record
AUAUCUGGGAUGAUCUUAUUCUUAGGAUGGUCUCUUAUCCCAAUAUUCGAUGAGAUGCUCCAACAAAAAUUAGGUCCAUGCAUAGAAUAUAUUUAUAUAGAAUUUCUUUGACCUUACCUUGCAGCUUGGAUUCUCUUUUCUAGUGAUUUCCUUUAACCUUCUAGGAAUUCUGUAUCCAUGCAACCUUAGGAGAACUUUUUCCCCUUCAAAUCAAAAGUAGUAUAGUUUAAUUAAAAAUUUUAUUCUUUGCACAAGGUGUCUAUCCCCUAUUUCGUCCGAACAUCCACGUCUAUCAUAUCGAAACUUUAGCAGCCUCCUUUCAUGGUUGCCAGCUGGUCAUGCUUUCCCAUCCCCCACCUCCCAUGCCGCAAAGCACCAAGCUACCCUGUUCCAGUUCUCACAAGCUUGGAUUUCCACAGAUGCCCUUGUCUCUUGUUCUCCAUCUUGCCCCCACUUCCUCUUCUCUCCCACUCUAUCCAUAGUCCUGCCCGUUGUUGCCCACCCUCGUCUUUUUUGUUGCUAUAUUUACUUCUCUUGCUGCUUUUCUUGGCUUCCUGGGUGUCAUUAGAUUGUGCUUCUAGUCCUUCUCAGCUCUCCAAAGACGGACUAGAAGUUGAUGGCCCCUUCUUAUCUGCAGCACUUUUAGUCUUUUUCUCUCCCCUUUUCUCUCUGUUUUUGAUAAAGUUUAAGGGGUUUUCGGUUUCAUAAGCCAUUGUCUGUUCUGGAGCAUUACAACAAUGAAUUGCUGAAUGAAAAGUUCUUUUGUUGAAGAAGCGACGAUGAACGAAUUGGAGCAUGGCCACGAGGAUUUCUGUUACUUCUUCCACUUGCUGACUGCCAAAGAGAGAAUUCAACCCAUCAUUUAAUAAUUUGUAGUAGCAUACGGUUGUUUGGCCGAUAAGAAUCCCUGGUUGGUUUCUUUCUUUCUUCUUUGAUCAUAUCCUUUAAGAAUUUGUAGUAGCAGACAGUUGUUUGGCCGAUAAGAAUUCCUGAGUCAAAGCUGGCGAUAGUUGACCAGAAACUGAUCAUGGGACUGAUAAUUGUGUUCUUCAGAGCAGCUUUUGGAAGCAUUGGAAGAAAUAUUUUCAGAAUGCAUGGAGAAAUCUGUCUGAGAUCGAGGUAGCCUCUCACAUGCCUUAGAGGUGCUGCACUUUGAGAUCGAGCAGUCUAAGUAUCUGCAAAAAUGGGCGAGUGAUAACAUUGUCCUUCAGAAUAAAUGCCAUGUCAAAAUGUGUGCAUUCCAGGAAGUUCAGACUUUAAAGGAUGAACCUGUGCCAGAUAAAGUCCUUUCAUCUACAAGAUGCAACGACAUAAUGGUUCUAUAGGAGCAUGAGAACAUAUCACACCCUAAAAAAUCAAUAAACGUCGAAAGUCUUCUGAAGUUUUUCUCAAAGAUAGUUUGGUAGGUCUUAGUGGGAAUGGUCGCCCUUCAUAAAGGAACUGGUCUUAGCAGAUUGUGGAAGUCCAGGGAUCAACAAGUUCAGCAGCCAAAGCAUUAUCAACAACAAAAUUCUCAGGGUGGUGGGAAAUGGAGGAAGAAAUUUCUAUUUGUAGGGGUCUUAGUUGGACUUUUGGUAUCUAUUUGGAUAUUUUUAGGCAUGAAUGCAAGCAUUAUUACAAGGAGGAAGGAGACUCUUGCAAACAUGUGUGAUGAGAGAGCACGGAUGUUGCAAGAUCAGUUUAAUGUGAGAAUGAACCAUGUGCAUGCAUUGGCCAUUCUGGUUUCUACUUUUCACCAUGGAAAAAACCCUUCUGCAAUUGAUCAGAAAACUUUUGCAGAAUAUACAGCCAGAACAGCAUUUGAAAGGCCACUGACAAAUACUGUUGCUUAUGCUUUAAAAGUUCUUCAUUCUCAGAGGGAGGAAUUUGAGAGCCAGCAUGGAUGGAAGAUAAAGAAAAUGGAGAUUGAGAAUCAGUCCCCUGUUGAAGAUGAUUUCACGCAUGGGAAGCUUGACCCCUCACCUGAUCAAGAUGAAUAUGCACCUGUUAUAUUCUCCCAGGAAGCUGUGUCUCACGUCAUUUCCAUCGAUAUGAUGUCUGGGAAGGAAGGCUGUGACAGCAUAUUGAGAGCAAGGGCGUCAGGGAAAGGUGUACUGACAUCGCCUUUUAUUCUUUUGAAAGCCAAUCACCUAGGAGUGGUUCUUACAUUUGCCGUAUAUAAUUCCAACCUUCCUCCAGAUGCUACCCUGCAAGAGCGCAUUGAAGCUGCUGUAGGAUACAUUGGUGCAUCAUUUGAUAUCUCAUCUUUGGUGGAGAAGCUUCUUCACCAGCUUGCCAGCAAACAAACCAUUGUUGUGAAUGUGUAUGACACAACUAACUCAUCUGCCCCUAUUAGGAUGUAUGAUCCUGAUGUCACUGGUGCUGGUGAGUGUCAUAUCAGUAAUUUGGAUUUUGGGGAUCCACUUCGUCAGCAUGAAAUGCACUGCAGAUUCAAGCAUGAGCCUCCGCUACCUUGGUCAGCAAUAACGACAUCACUAGGUGUUGCAGUUAUUGUUUUGCUUGUUGGUCAUAUAUUUUAUGCAGCACUGAACCGUAUAGAGAAGGUUGAAGAUGAUUAUUGUGAAAUGAGAGAGCUGAAAGUCCGAGCAGAAGCUGCUGAUGUAGCAAAAUCACAGUUUCUAGCAACGGUUUCCCAUGAGAUCAGAACUCCCAUGAAUGGUGUCUUAGGUAUGCUGCGGAUGCUGAUGGACACAGAACUUGAUGCAACCCAACAAGAUUUUGCAAUUACUGCUCAAGCUAGUGGAAAAGCUCUGAUUGCUCUAAUAAAUGAGGUCCUUGAUCAGGCUAAGAUAGAAUCUGGCAGGCUUGAGCUAGAAGCUGUUCCUUUUGAUGUUCGUGAUGUUCUGGACAAUGUGCUGUCUCUAUUUUCUGACAAGUCAAAGGGGAAAGGCAUAGAAUUGGCGGCAUAUGUGUCUGACUGGGUUCCAGAGAUUCUCAUUGGGGACCCUGGGCGGUUUAGACAAAUCAUCAUGAAUCUUGUUGGGAAUUCAGUGAAGUUCACAGAAGAAGGGCAUAUAUAUGUCUCAGUGCACUUGGUGGAGGAAGUGAAGAGCUCAUGUGAUGUUAGCAACCAAGUCAAAAGAAAUUAUGAGGAUGGUACAGACAUGUCAUAUAACACAUUGAGUGGAUUUUGCAUAGUAGAGAGAUGGAAAAGCUGGGAGAAUAUCAGGAUGUUCAAGAUGCCAACAGAAGCUAGUGAUUCAGUCAACUUGUUGGUGACAGUUGAAGACACUGGUGUAGGAAUACCUCAAGAUGCUCAAAGCCGUAUUUUUACACCUUUUAUGCAAGCGGACAGUUCUACUUCAAGGACAUAUGGUGGAACUGGGAUAGGCUUGAGCAUAAGCAGAUGUUUAGUGGAUCUAAUGGGCGGAGAAAUAGGAUUUGUGAGUAAACCAGGGAUUGGUAGUACAUUUUCUUUCACUGCAGUGUUUCGGGAAGGGCGGAAGAAUGCAGUUGAUAUGAAGAGGCAUCAUCCUGAUCCUCUGUUGGAUUUCCAGGGAAUGAGAGGGCUGGUAGUUGAUGGAAGAAGCAUACGUGCUGAGAUCACAAAAUAUCAUCUACAAAGAUUGGGGAUACGUGUUGACAUUGCCCUUACUCCAAAAUCAGCACUUUCUGCUGUAUUGGAAGCAUGCAAUGCAAAUGGGACAGGGCAUUUGGAUGUGGUGCUUAUUGACAAGGAGGCUUGGGGUGAGCACUCAGGUCUUGCAUUCAUGCACCCUCUUGCAGAGCUCAGGAAAAAUGAUAUGAUGAAACCUCAAGAAAAUCUUCCAAAGAUGUUCUUGUUGGCAACCUCCCUAAGCCCCACUGAGGUUGAUGAUUUGAAGUCAGCAGGAUAUACGGAUACUAUGAUGAAACCCCUUCGCCUAAGCAUGAUUGUUGCUUGUCUUCAAAAAGCAUUAGGUGUGGGAAACAAGAGACAGCGAGAAAAAGGACAAGUCAUGGCACUUCAAAGUCUUCUGAAUGGGAAGCAGAUUCUAGUUGUUGAUGACAAUGCAGUCAACUGCAAGGUUGCUGCAGGUGCUUUGAAGAAAUAUGGAGCUGUAGUUACAUGUGCGGACAGCGGGAAGGCUGCUAUUGAAGUGCUCCAACCUCCUCACAAGUUUGAUGCUUGCUUUAUGGAUGUUCAAAUGCCAGAGAUGGAUGGCUUUGAAGCCACAAGGCAUAUCCGCUCUGUGGAAACUAAAGUGAAUGGGCUGAUCAAGUCUGGAGAAGCAUCAUCCAAGAUGUAUGGGAAUGUUGCUCAGUGGCAUAUACCAAUAUUGGCCAUGACGGCUGAUGUAAUCCAAGCAACACAUGAAGAAUGUAUACGAUGUGGUAUGGAUGAUUAUGUGUCAAAGCCAUUUGAAGAAGAGCAAAUCUACUCUGCUGUGGCACAUUUCUUUGAGCCUGAUACGGUGGAGUCAAUAUCAUAGGAGCUAUUGAUUGCUGAGAUGAGUAUGGUUUUUUGCUAGAUCACUAAUCUGAAUGAUUCAGGUGUUGAAGAGCGGCAAACAGAGCAUGUCACAGGAAGGUCCAGAAAAUAGAAUUUCAUCAGAAAUGAGCUGGAUUCUUUUUGGCUUCCUGAUCUGGCAAUUGAUCUUCUGCAGAAUUAUCUUCAUUAUUUACACCCCUUAAAUCUUAAUAGGCACAUGCACAAACAAUAAUAGAAACAGUUCUUGUUUGUGAGGCCAUAACAAUGUGGUCUCUUCUCCUGUAUAUACAAUUGUUGCAUCGCAUAGGCUUAUAGGUGCAAAGUAUAAAUUUAAACCAGCUA